Molecule: messenger RNA, 3083 nt
Organism: Macrobrachium nipponense
Lineage: Eukaryota; Metazoa; Arthropoda; Malacostraca; Decapoda; Palaemonidae
Product: ionotropic receptor 21a-like
Exons: 10
Coding region: 247-2448 (733 amino acids)
Cellular component (GO): membrane
Molecular function (GO): ligand-gated monoatomic ion channel activity
Source: RefSeq, a predicted model, not a curated record
CACCUUGCAAUGAAUAUGUGACUGUAUUCCUCCAUCGAACAUUACAGGUCAUGGCGUGCGUGCAACUCAGCAAGGAAAUAUUUGAAAUUAAAGUUAACGUAUGUAUUGAUAGGUCUACACGCUCAAGUUCAGUGAAGGUAAUGGCGUUUUUAUUUUAUUUUUUCACUUGAGCAUAAACAUUUCCCAUAACGUGCUGGUGAAUAGAUAGAUAAGUGUUAAGCGUUUCUGUUUCUUUAUUUCCAGGUGAUGUACAUACUCAUCAUCUCUCUGUCGCUGAUCACCAGCACUUCCAGUCAGCGUGGCUUGACCUGGUGGAGGGAGUUGAAAAGCGGCCAUGAUGGUUGGCCCAAAACCAGCCUAGCACUUGACCAGCAUCUUGACCCUGCGUCUCAAAAGCCUUUGGUCAAACGCAAGUUACUCCCCCACUCCAUAUUGUCAGAGGCUGGGAUUGUCACGGAACUUCUGAGUCGAGACUACGGGCGAGCGCUCCAUCUUCGAACGGACAUCCCAGAGGACACAGAAACUGUAGUGGACAUAGAUGCCGCUGAGGAGGAGGAGGAAGUACUAGUACUACCUCAGAGCUCGAGUCAACUAGAAUCAAACGCAGCUAACCAGAUGUUAGAACCAGCGAAGGUCCUCGGUGUGACUAGGGGCACGGCAAUCCUGCUGCCUCUUGCAGGAAGAAAUGUCACCAAUAGUAUCACUUUUUCUACAUCUGAUUUACUCAUCCACAUCUUCCGAGUCAUCGCAUCGGACUACAACAUCAUCCUUCUUCACGAUGAUCAUCCAGAAACGCAGAAUGCGGUCAGCCGUCUUUUGAAAGAGGAAUCUCGGUCCAGGUUGAUAAUCGUAAACAUCAGCGACCGGAAAUUGGCAGACGAGGUAUGGAUGGGGCAUUAUAACGACGGGAUGGACGUCCAUAUUCUUUUUUACAGUGAAGUGGCGACCGUGACGACGUUCGCAGACGGCAUGCCACACCCCGUAUGGGCCCCUGAUCACCUGCUACUGAUCAACGCCGGCGGCGGGGAUGAGAACGCAACGGCCCUCCUGAGGCACAAAGCGUUCAGCCACAGCCCCUACCUCACCCUCCUGCAGGAGGACCGAAGGAUUCAAUCUCGCACCAUCUACGAGAUCCUGGUCUACGAAGCCUUCAGGAAAGGGAACAAGGUCAUCAAGAGAGGGUCCAUACGUUCGCCAAAUGACAGCACCUUGACCUUCGACGUCCUGUUUCCCGACAGGUUCGAGAGCUUCCACGGUCACUAUUUCCAUCUGUCGAGUUGGGUCGACGAUUUCCCCUACAUGGUGAAGGGGAAGACGCUCGAGGACACCCAUGGGAUGUGUAUCUACAUGCUGGACGAUAUCGCUGGGCGUCUCAAUUUCACUUACAAGGUGUAUGAACUGCCCGAGGAUCAUCUCUGGGGAGAUUUGCACAACGGUUCUUGGCGGGGUAUGAUCGGAGAGGUCUGGAGAGGAGAGAGGGACUUUUGCAUCAACGUCAUGUCCCUGGUUGAGGACCGAUUCCAGGCGGUGGACUUCAGCGUCCCUUACUUCCUGGAUUCUGAUUCCUUCGUCAUCAGGAACCCUGAUGCCCCACCGAGGUGGCCGUCCAUCAUCUUCCCCUUCAGCUGGGUCACCUGGAUAGCUGUUGGGAUAACGCUGUUGCUUGUGCCCAUCUUCUUCUUGUGUUUGCAGACGCUCAAGGGCGCAGUGACAUUCGACUCGAGUUCGCUGUUCAUGGAGGUCACCAAGGCUCUCCUGUGGCUGGACUUCUCACCCACUACGUCCCACCUGUCCAUCAGAAUAUUCGUUGGAAACUGGUGGCUGAUGGCAAUGAUUCUCUCGAUCUCGUACACCGGCAACCUCAUCGCUUUCAUCACGAUUCCCGCCAAGGCGCACAAGAUGAAGACUCUGCAAGAGGUUGCAGAAUCGGAUCUCACACCCGUGAUGAUUGACUAUGGGAAUUACAUGCCCAGCGUCAUGAAGCAAUCGGGAGACAAAACCUUGAUGAAAUUGGGAGACAAACUGCAGUUCUUGCCCAAUAACGAUUACCAGGCUGGCUUUGAUAUGGUGGAGGCGGGCACGGCAGGGUUCAUGGAAGGCACCGAGUACUUCCGCUACAUGGUCAUCCUCUUCAAGGCCUGGAACACCUACUUCCUGGAGCAGGCGUUCUUCCCGAGCUACGUCGGCUGGAUCUACCCGAAGAAGACCGCCUGGAAGCACAAGUUCGACAAGUACUUGCAGCGCUUCGUCGAAGCCGGUCUCCCAACCUACUGGCGUAAUAAACUGGCCGAAGACUUUCGAAGAGAAAUGAAUUUAACUCGAGUCAAGUCAGAAGACACAUCGAGACCACUGAAUAUCUUAGAUCUACAGGGAGUGUUCAUCGUGUACGCCUUCUGCUUGGCCAUAUCCAUCGUAGUGGGUCUGGUUGAGAUCGUUCUGUGUCGCUGACUCUGGAAAAUCCUCUCCUGAUGGUUCCUGAACGAUUCCUGAACGAUUCCUGAACGAUUCCUGAUGAUUCCUGACGGCUAAUAGUCAUAUGUUCAGAGCAGUGGUUCUCAACCUGCGGUGCGGGUAGGGCGCAGAGGGAUUUAUGAUCACAGAUUGGCGGGCUCAAACGAGGUCUAGGACAACGCAAAACCCGGUGUGCAUCGGUCCGGGCUACCGAGAAGUCACGCUGGGUUUUCUCUCCACUAGCUUGUGUGUUUGUGUCAGUUUUUUGUUGCAUGUUACUUUGGAAUGCGCCUUUUGAGGCAGACAAUUUUGGAGAAUGAGGGGGAACUGGAGGAGGAUGACAUUCUAACUUAUGGCAAAUGGGUGCGUGGGUCAAAACAAGGCGUGACCCGACCUCAAGCUUGCUCAGGGCGCAUGCUUAAAUCUAAGGUCAAAUAGAGCAUUGUUUCAACGACGAAAAUUAAAAUUAUCUGGUAUAUUUUAUUAAAAUAAUUUUUUUGUACUGUUUCAAUUGCAUAUUAUUUCUUACAUUUUCAUUCUAAUAAAUAAAUCGUAAAUAUCCUAUCAUUAAAUUCCCGUAUCUUUAACUCAGCGCGAAACCGCUUUUUUAGACCUUUUUAAGUUCAAAAACA